This is a messenger RNA of Ceratotherium simum simum (southern white rhinoceros), 3964 nucleotides long. Lineage: Eukaryota; Metazoa; Chordata; Mammalia; Perissodactyla; Rhinocerotidae. The record is from RefSeq and is a predicted model, not a curated record.
GCAAAACUGGAGCCCCAGCCGUGCUGCUCGUGAGUGACCAGCCCCAGGGGACAGUCGGGGAGAGAAAACGUAUCUGAUUCACUGACAAGACCAUAAUCUGAUCCCAAAGAUGUGCUCCACGAACCCAGGCAACUGGGUCACAUUUGAUGAUGACCCUGCUUUUCAAUCUUCUCAAAAGUCAAAGAAUUUCCCUCUGGAGAAUCAAGGCAUCUGUAGGCCAAACGGACUUAAGCUGAACCUUUCUGGUCCUAAGGAAUUUCCCAGUGGAGCUUCCUCCACCAGCAGUACCCCUCUCUCCUCUCCCAUCAUAGACUUUUACUUCAGUCCAGGACCUCCAAGUAACUCUCCUCUUUCUACACCUACCAAAGACUUCCCAGGUAUUCCUGGUAUCCCCAAAGGAGGGACUCAUGUGCUUUAUCCUAUUCCAGAAUCAUCUUCAAACAGUCCACUCACAACACCAGGAGCAGGUUCUUCCUUAUUGCCUACUAAACCAACCUGUUUGUCCCAUGCUUCCUUACCUGAUGACCACACAUGUACGCAUCCAGCUCCCAAAGUGGGUCUUCCAGAUGAAAAUAGCCCUCACCAGGCUGAAAGCCUAGGGUUCCAGAGUGAUGCUCCCCAGUUUCAGUAUUUUCGGGAGGACUGUGCUUUUUCAAGUCCAUUUUGGAAAGAUGAAGGCAGUGCUUCCCAGUUCACCUUGGACCCUCCAGGAAGCAGAAAGAUGUUCCAAUUAAGAGACAAAGAGAUGCCUAUUGAUCAAAAAAGUUUAAAUCAGUGUUCACUCAACUACAUCUGUGAGAAGCUUGAACAUCUCCAAUCAACUGAGAACCAAGACUCAUUUGGGAAUUUGUCUAUGCAAUAUCUGUAUACUGAAGACACUGCCUCUUCCUUUGUUCCCCACACGCUCUUCAGGAGUCAGCCAAAAACCGGAUGGUCUUUCAUGCUGAGAAUUCCUGAGAAGAAGAACAUGAUGUCUUCCCGUCAGUGGGGACCAAUUUUUCUAAAGGUCUUACCUGGAGGAAUUCUACAAAUGUAUUAUGAGAAGGGGUUAGAAAAACCAUUUAAAGAGUUACAGCUCGAUCCACAUUGCAGGCUUUCUGAACCCAAAGUUGAGAACUUUAGUGUGGCAGGAAAAAUCCAUACUGUGAAGAUUGAACAUGUGUCUUACACAGAAAAAAGGAAAUACCAUUCUAAGACAGAAGUAGUUCACGAGCCAGACAUAGAACAGAUGCUGAAGUUGGGGUCUACAGAGUACCACGACUUCCUUGACUUUCUGACUACUGUGGAGGAGGAGCUGAUGAAGCUGCCAGCUGUUUCAAAACCAAAAAAGAACUAUGAGGAACAAGAAAUUUCCCUGGAAAUUAUGGACAACUUUUGGGGUAAAAUCACUAAAGAAGAAGGAAAAUUGGUUGAAAGUGCUGUGAUAACUCAAAUCUGUUGCCUCUGCUUUGUGAAUGGGAACACGGAAUGCUUUUUAACCUUGAAUGACCUUGAACUGCAGAAGCGAAAUGAACGCUAUUUUGAAAAAGACCCAGAAAAGAAGGGGAUUGAUAUUCUUGACUAUCAUUUUCAUAAGUGUGUGAAAGCACAAGAAUUUGAGCAAUCAAGAAUCAUUAAGUUUGCACCUCUGGACGCCUGCCGGUUUGAGCUGAUGCGUUUCAAGACUUUGUAUAAUGGGGAAGAUCUUCCUUUUUCCCUGAAGUCUGUAGUGGUUGUCCAGGGGGCAUAUGUGGAGCUUCAAGCCUUUGUCAACAUGGCCCCAUUGGCUCAGAGACCAUCCCACGCCAGUUCCUUGAGGUCCUGUGACAAUAUAAUGAUACACUUUCCUGUCCCAUCACAAUGGAUCAAGGCCCUCUGGACCAUGAACCUCCAGAGGCAGAAGUCCCUGAAAGCCAAAAUGAACCGCCGGGCAUGUCUGGGGAGUUUAUAUGAACUUGAAUCUGAACCUGUCAUACAGGUCACUGUGGGGUCAGCAAAAUAUGAGAGUGCCUACCGGGCCGUGGUAUGGAAGAUAGACCGGCUUCCUGAUAAAAAUUCAAGUCCUGAUCAUCCCCAUUGUCUGUCUUACAAACUAGAACUUGGAUCAGACCAAGAAAUUCCCUCUGAUUGGUAUCCGUUUGCUACCGUUCAGUUUGGGAUGCUUGAUACCUGUGCCUCAAGGACAGAAAUCAGGUCUCUGGGGGUGGAGAGUGAUGUUCAGCCACAGAAACAUGUUCUUCAGCGAGCUUGCUACAACAUUCAGGUUGAAAUAGAAAAGAAGUGGAUUAAAAUCGAUGGAGAAGACCCAGAUAAAGCUGGUGACUGCGUAACUCAGUAGGAGUAGCAAGAGUAAAUGAUAACGCCCCACUUUGCAAAUAUGUGCUUCACAGAAACCACACCAACUUCUGCUACUGCAUAGUGGAAAUGACUUCUGAAUACAGAACUUAGGACAGGGCCAAUGGCUGUGUUUAGAGGAGUUAAGACCUGAAACUGAACAAUCUAUAUUUUAUACUUUUGACAUAUUUGUGCCCUAGAGGUUUGAUCUAAAAUGUGUCUAUAAUUUGUGUGAUGUUUUUGCUUCCUAGUGAAACUCAAGGGCACUGUUAUUCAGUGUGUGACCCAACAGCCAGCUUGGCUAAAGGGUUUUUAAUUUUUGAUUACUCAGUGGCCGAAGGUUUUGCACUCUGGAUUACCUAGGUGCCAUAUUUAUUAUCCUCCAGUCCUCCUGUCUUCUUGCUGUGUUAGCACCUGUACCGGAGGGUGAGGCAAUCAAAGGAGGCAUAAACCAAAAUACUUCAUUUUCCCUUUUGCUUAUCUCUGAAAUGUAGCUAGGUGUAGGAUAAUACUGAAACCACAGGCUAAAAUGGAGAUGUGGAAGUAUCUGUGGUUUUGAAUUAUUUAUCUUCCUGUCCUAUUACCACAUUGGUGAGUAAUCAUCAGCUGUAUUUGGUACCUGUCUUUCCCCCAUGGUAUUAUCAUUUUCAAAAUCUAUUUGUAUUCUGGUGCGUGUUGCAAUGAAGCUAUUUCUGUUGAUAUACAUAUUUUAGUAUAAGUCACUAAGACAUAUUACCUUUUGCUUGGAGAGAUUCUUUUCAAAAUGGAAUCCCAGUCUUCGACACUAGUUGAAAUAUUUAUGCACAUUAAAGAUGAAUUUUUAAAGUUCAUGCAUAUUGUUUCCCAAAAGUACAGACUCUAAGAAUGUAUUUUGAUAAAGUAUUAUUUGUAAUUAACACAAACCUCUCUUGAGUAGAAGUCUAAAUCAUAUUAUGAUUGUUUUAUGCUAGUUCUGCUAUCAUGUUAUUUAUGCUACUUCUGCUUAAUCUAGAGUAUUUUUCCUUAAAAGAUGAUCAGAAUGAAAGACACUAGAUUAUUUUACCUAGAUUUCUAAGAGUUGACAUUUCUAUUCUUCAAAGUCAGGUAAAUGUUUGGUUUCUAAUGAAAAUCCAAUGGCAUUAGCAGUUAUAAUUCUGUUUAUAAUUUCCUUCCAGUAUUUACAGUGAAAGGUCAGACUUGAAAAAUUUAUGAAAUCUAUGUUCUAGGUAUUUUUUAGUCUGAAAAACAAAGUCUUUCAUGUGGUAUUAAUACAUCUUCAAUGUAUGUUGAAUCUUAAAUAUGAUUAGGAGGUAUUUUUCUCUGCUUACUAGAUUUGUUUUGAGUCAAAACUGAUAUAAUAAUGUUCUUCCAGACAGCAUUUGUAUGUGGGCCCACAGAGUUUAUGGCCUAUGUUUUAUUUAAUAUUGUAUUACAUACUUUUUAAUCUGUUCAAAAAGCAGAUUAAAACAAGCAUUUAUGAUGGUCUGUAUCAAUCAGCAGAAUUUAUUGCUUUUCAUUAUUUUGCUGUAAAGGCAAAGAAUGCAAAAGUUAACUGAUAAAAUGAAUUGGUAUUGCUCUUUUUAACUUCACUUGAUGCAUUGCGCAUAAUAUCAUAUGCUUUAGACUCACUGUUGAUGUAUAAGAGGGCAAAUCUGUGUGUACGUCAUUUAAA